Messenger RNA from Morus notabilis, 2515 nucleotides. RefSeq names its product pentatricopeptide repeat-containing protein At5g50390, chloroplastic. Gene Ontology annotation, molecular function: RNA binding; zinc ion binding; protein binding. Bases 286 to 2385 code for a protein of 699 amino acids. Gene Ontology annotation, biological process: RNA modification. The transcript has a single exon. NCBI's taxonomy places the organism in Eukaryota, Viridiplantae, Streptophyta, Magnoliopsida, Rosales, Moraceae. The record is from RefSeq and is a predicted model, not a curated record.
UUUCCAUCAACGCGCGCAAUCCGUAUGCAUAUAUGACCAGUAACUCAGGCGGAUCUCCCAAUGCUGAUCCUCUCUUCUUCACUGACCAACCCAAGAUGAACAACAACAAUAACAAUAGCCGCAACAAUAAUAAUAAUAAUAAUAUUUCCCCUGGAUUUCUCUCAUCAGCAGUCCUCGAACUUUCCGAACCCGAUCGAGAUCUCAUCCUCCCCUGCUUCUCUUCUGUCCCAAGGCUCGAACACAUCUUCUCUUCGCUUUCCGUUUCUCUUCCUGUUUUCUUCAGCCAUGGAAGUUCCUCUCUCGCGGUUCCAAAGCUUAGCAUCUGAUGAAACCCUUAGUUGUAGCAAUAGCUGGGGUUUCCCAUUUUCUCUCCCCGAUUCUGGGCUUUUUAAGGGAAGAAAACGGAGGAAUCCGUUUUCUCGCAUACGGUGUUCGUCGGCCAUGGAGCAGGGGCUAAAGCCACGCCCGAAGCUGAAACGCCUGGGAAUCGAUGUUGGCGAGAGGAAAGACGCGGUUUUGGAGGAGACCCAGAUGAGGAAACCGAACCCCGGGAUUUGUAAUCAGAUUGAGAAGUUGGUUCUGUACAAAAGGUACCGAGAGGCGCUUGAGUUGUUUGAGAUUUUGGAGUUUGGUGUUGUUGGCGGUGGUUUUGAAGUAGGUGGUAGUACUUUUGAUGCUUUGGUGAGCGCUUGCAUUGGGUUGAAAUCGAUUAGAGGAGUUAAGAGGGUUUGUAAUUACAUGGCUAAGAAUGGGUUUGAGCUUGAUUUGUAUAUGAGGAACAGGAUACUGCUGAUGCAUGUUAGAUGUGGGAUGAUGCUCGAUGCCCGCAAGAUGUUCGACGGAAUGCCCGAGAGGAAUUUGGUUUCAUGGAACACGAUUAUAGCAGGGCUCGUGGAUUGCGGAGAGUUUGUGGAGGCGUUCAGGCUGUUUCUGAUUAUGUGGGAGGAGUUUUCUGAUGGCGGGUCUCGCAUAUUUGCUACGAUGAUACGGGCAUCUGCGGGGCUGGGACUCGUGUUUCCCGGAAGGCAGAUUCAUUCUUGUGCUUUGAAGAUGGGUGUGGACCAAGACGUUUUUGUGUCUUGUGCGCUGAUUGAUAUGUAUGGUAAGUGUGGACGCUUAGAAGACGCUCAAUUUGUUUUUGAUGAGUUGCCGGAGAAGACCACGGUGGGAUGGAAUACCAUAAUAGCGGGUUAUGCGCUCCACGGUUAUAGUGAGGAGGCUCUGAGCUUGUAUUGUGAGAUGAGAGACUCUGGUGUCAAAAUGGAUCACUUUACGUUUUCUAUAAUCAUAAGAAUUUGUGCAAGAUUAGCUUCAUUGGAACAUGCUAAGCAAGCUCAUGCGGGUUUGGUUCGUCAUGGAUAUGGUCUAGAUAUAGUGGCCAACACCGCACUCGUGGACUUCUAUAGCAAAUGGGGAAGAAUAGAAGAUGCUCGUCAUGUUUUUGACAAAAUGGCCAGCAAGAACAUUUUAUCGUGGAAUGCAUUGAUUGCUGGAUAUGGUAAUCACGGUAGGGGCAAUGAGGCCAUUGAAAUGUUUGAGAAGAUGCUUAAGGAAGGCAUGAAUCCCAACCAUGUGACUUUUCUUGCCGUAUUAUCCGCUUGUAGCUACUCUGGAUUAUCGGAACGUGGAUGGAACAUUUUCGAGUCAAUGGGAAGGGAUCACAAGAUUAAGCCUCGUGCAAUGCAUUAUGCGUGCAUGAUUGAAUUACUUGGUCGAGAGGGGCUUUUGGAUGAAGCAUAUUCCCUAAUAAGGGCAGCACCCUUCAAGCCUACAGCCAACAUGUGGGCUGCAUUGCUGACAGCUUGUCGGAUCCACGAGGAUUUAGAGAUUGGCAAGCUUGCAGCUGAAAAACUCUACGGAAUGGAGCCCGAGAAGCUGAGUAACUACAUUGUGCUCUUGAACAUCUACAACAGUUCUGGCAAGUUGAAGGAAGCUGCUGGUGUUGUUCAGACUUUGAGAAGAAAGGGCCUGCGAAUGCUCCCAGUCUGUAGUUGGAUUGAAGUCAAGAAACGGGCUCGUGUUUUCUAUUCAGGAGACAAGACUCACACCGAAACAGAAGAAAUCUACCGGAAAGUGGAUGAGUUGAUGGCGGAGAUCUCUAAACACGGUUACAUUCCCAAGCAGAAGUCGCUGCUUCCUGAUGUGGAUGAACAUGAAGAGCGUAUACUGACGUACCACAGUGAGAAACUGGCGGUGGCAUACGGGCUGAUUAGUACUUCAGAUGGAACGUCACUGCAAAUUGUGCAGAGCCAUCGAGUAUGUGCCGCCUGCCAUUCCGCGAUUAAGUUGAUCACUAUGGUUUCUGGAAGGGAAAUUGUCUUGAGGGAUGGCAGCAGAUUCCACCAUUUCAAGGACGGUAGUUGUUCUUGUGGGGAUUAUUGGUGAUGGCAAACUUAAUUUCAUUAGAUUGGAUGACUUUGUUAACUGAUAUCUUGUACGGUUUUUCUGCUCCUAGAGAUUAAGAAUGUAAAGCAUAAAAAGUUUCUCUAGUAAAUUCUUUUUGACUAUAUUGAAA